Messenger RNA from Cataglyphis hispanica, 4838 nucleotides. It is a transcript of the gene Tret1-1, whose product is annotated as facilitated trehalose transporter Tret1. The transcript has 7 exons. NCBI's taxonomy places the organism in Eukaryota, Metazoa, Arthropoda, Insecta, Hymenoptera, Formicidae. Gene Ontology annotation, biological process: transmembrane transport; carbohydrate transport. The coding region runs from base 165 to 2093 and encodes 642 amino acids. The record is from RefSeq and is a predicted model, not a curated record. Gene Ontology annotation, cellular component: membrane. Gene Ontology annotation, molecular function: sugar transmembrane transporter activity.
GCGGCCGAUGAUUUACGGACGCCAAGGUUCCCAGACAAUCACGAUUGUACAGAAAUAAGGCCGACACACACGGUAUCCACGAGAAAGUGUGAGAACGUGAACGACCAUCCGUUCUCUGUCAUCAUCGUCAAUCUACCCCUUCUCGUUAUCUACGCGCCGACAAGAUGCCCGGCUCCCAAAAGAAGAGGCAGAUGAUGCAGCCAUGGCCCCUAUGCCUGGCGCCCUUCGCCAGAACGAAGGAGCACAGCGUUCUACCCAAGUACAACACAAGAGUGUCCCCGGUUAUCAGACCCACACCAUCCAAUCCUGGAUCUGCUCUGGACUGCUCGUCCAACAGCACUCUUGCGACAAACAGCAGUCCCUUCAACAGCCAAACCGCCCUCAUCGCCGAAAGGAAAUACUUCCCCGGCGAAACCGGCAAAUCAUCUACAAACCACUACUAUGCCGAGAACCUGAGAAAUAAUCAUCAGAAGGGCUUAAGUAGGUCGCGGAUCUACAAUCCGCUCGAUAAAAAUCAGGACGUCGAUUACAAGCAGCUCGAUCCGCUGCUAUCGAGUGAGCAGAGUUCAAGCGCCAAGAUCUUCAUGGAUUCCCAGGAGAUGGUGAAACCGCCGAAGGACGCGCAGGAGCCUAUACCGUCCAAGGAAUUCCCGAAGAGUACCAAGUCAUCAUGCUACAUGCGGUACCUCAGUCAAAUAUUGGCUGCGUUUGCGGUAUCGGUGGGUUCACUGCAGAUCGGUUAUGCGAGUUCCUAUACAUCACCAGCGUUAGUAUCCAUGCGCGACAAUAACACGAAUACGGACUUCGAAGUUACCCCACAAAUGAGUAUGUGGAUUGGAUCAAUUAUGCCGCUGAGCGCGCUCGUUGGCGGCGUCACCGGUGGACCGUUCAUCGAAUACCUCGGAAGGAGAAACACGAUACUCGCGACGGCGUUCCCGUUCCUCGGAGCAUGGAUCUUAAUUUCGAUGGCUACGAAUAUCCCGAUGGUGUUGGUUGGACGCUCGUUAUGCGGUUUCGGUGUUGGAGUCGGAUCUUUGGCGUUACCCGUGUACUUGGGUGAAACAAUACAGCCGGAAGUGCGCGGUACCCUUGGCUUAAUGCCCACCGCCUUUGGUAACACCGGAAUAUUGCUAUGCUUUAUGGCGGGCAUGUAUCUGGAUUGGAAAAGCCUGGCGGUGUUAGGUGCGAGUUUGCCGAUACCGUUUUUGAUUCUGAUGUUCAUGAUUCCGGAGACGCCAAGAUGGUAUAUCUCGAAGGGGAAAACAAAAAUGGCACGAAAAUCUCUUCAAUGGCUGCGUGGCAAGCAAGCGGAUAUAACCGAGGAAUUGAACAUCACCGAGAAAAUGCAUCAAGAGUAUCUCGAGAUGGAACGGACCAAUGCGCAGAGCUUAUUCUCGGAGCUGAUGAAGAAAAACAAUCUUAAGCCGCUUCUCAUCUCCCUCGGACUGAUGUUCUUCCAACAAAUGUCCGGUAUCAAUGCAGUAAUAUUCUACACGGUGCAGAUCUUCAAGGAUGCUGGUAGCACGAUCGACGAGAACCUAUCCACCAUAAUCAUCGGCAUAGUGAACUUCAUCGCCACCUUUGUCGCCGCGGCCGUGAUCGACAGGCUGGGCAGGAAGAUGCUGCUGUACAUAAGCGCCGUGUCGAUGGCCCUGACUCUCUUCGCCCUCGGUGGAUUUUUCUACGUCAAAUCACAGGGAAUAAACGUAGAUGCCUUCGGCUGGCUGCCGCUGGUCAGUCUAAUCGUGUACGUGAUAGGUUUCUCGCUGGGCCUCGGACCGAUACCCUGGUUGAUGAUGGGCGAGAUCCUGCCUGCCAAGAUCCGCGGCUCGGCUGCAAGUAUUGCAACUGGUUUCAACUGGUCGUGCACGUUCAUCGUGACAAAGACCUUCCAGGACGUCAUAGAAUUGAUCGGCGCGCACGGUACCUUCUGGCUCUUUGGCAUUAUCGUUGCGGCGGGAUUCAUCUUCGUGAUCCUCAGCGUGCCGGAGACGCGCGGCAAGUCGCUCGAAGAGAUUGAGAAGAGAUUCACCGGCCGAACUAGGAGGAUGAGCUCGAUCGCUAAUAUGAAACCGAUGCCGAUGUCGUGCUAGCCGCCAAAAAUUCAAAAAAAAAAUCGCAACACGUCCUGUCGAGGACGAGCAGGCUCGUUCGAAGAGCCUCUUACGGCGUUCUUCUUCUAAGGGAAAGAUUCCCUUUAAGGACAUAUGCUUUCCCUUAAAGGGAAGUUUUAGGUUCGAAGGUACGCUUCUAUUUUUCUGUGGAAAAAGGAAGCAUAUCUGCUCUCUCCUCUUUGGCUCUUCUUAUCUUGCUCUUACUUUCGAGAUUUUCAGUUCGUUAUUGCAAGGCCUAUCGACGAAUUUGAACGAAGAGAUAAUCUUUUCAAAGAGAUAAUCGAUAAUAUUGAAAAUAAGAAGAAAAACGAAAUAUGCAGGAACAAAGCAUUUUUCUCAUAAGACUCCUUUAAUUACAAGAGUUGAAGCGAAGACAAUUGAGCGAAGAAUUCUAAAGAUUCAAGGCAGUAACGAUCUCUUAAGAGCUUGAAAAAAUUAAUCUUAAGAUAGUUAAUCAAAAUAAUCCUUUGAUGAAUUUUCGAAAUGAUAAUCUUUACAAUAUCAAGAAAGCGAUAUGAUCGACUUCGUUCAUUUGCUUCUUCAAUCUGUCCUCGUAAAACGCGACUUUGGCGGAUUUCGUUUCGAUAUUCGAUUUAUAUUCGAGAUGUGUGAUCGGAACUAGCGAUAGAUGCCAAUACAUUAUCCAAUCCAAAUUCGCGAGAGUGCGAGUUAUCGAUCUUAAUACAAAUUUCUAGGCUAUUAUAUAUUAUAAUUAGCUUUAAAUUAACCUCGCGGGGGUGUAAACGAGUGUUGCUUUCCCCGCUGAGGAAAAUGACACGCGAUAUGCGCGACUAUCAGAUGUUGACUAGUAUGUAGUUGUAAUUGUAUUUUUUGUUACUUGACAGUCCUAAAGGACCUACCUCAGGUUAAUAUUAUGCUACGGUCGGAUGUGCGCGGAUAUGUCUCAACGCGAGUCCCGCGCUUUUUUCUCUUUCCUUUUUUUUUUUGCGCAACGCAGUUCGAUCGAUUGCCGCCACAUGUACUUUGAUUUUUACGAACAGCAUACGCAUAAUAUGUACUUAUAUGUAUUAUAUACAGUUAUUAUAUGUCGAUCGAGAAAAAUCGAUAAUUCUUCGAGUUAGGAAGUACGAAUUUAUCGCGUAAAAUAUAAAUUUUGAUUACAAGAUCAAUCGCGUUCCUAUGCAUCUUUUUCCUCGCUCGUCCCUCUUCAAGAUGAUUAAAAUAAAUAACCGGAAGUCUUUUUUUUGCGCCAUUAAAUAAUACUGUUAUGUAUCCAUGUACGAAAAUCGUCAUCGUUAAUUUUGAUCGUGACUCGAUUCGCGUAUCUUUCUUUCAUUGCUCUUUUUGCGACGCAAAAAUUUUUACAAAAUAGGGAGAGAGAGAGAGAGAGAGAAAGAGAGAGACAAUCAAAGUAUGAUUGAAAUUGAUCAAUAUUGAAGAGGGAUUGAUCCUAAGUGAUUCUCUUCAUGAUCGCGUAUUAUUGUAAUCUUUAUAUUAAACAAAUGAUACUCGGAACCUGAUCGCUGUAACAAUGUGCGAACACGAUUUUAAAUGUACGUAUGUAUUAUGAGAUAAGCAUUUUAAUAGCAGAUAUAUAUUUUAUAUUCUCUAAAACAGGGGAUUAGAAGAAAGUAGGCGUGCGUAAGUGUAGUUGUGAUAAAAUUCUUAAGGAAAUUAUGUAAAAUAUGUAAAAUGUAAGCGUAAGAGCAGAGCCUAAGACGGUCGUAAAACAUCCGUCGAAUUGCCAAUAUUCAAAAGAUGUAAAACUGUGCCUCGAUAGCUAGCGAGUGUUUCCGGUCAAAUAAUGUAAUCGGAGAAAAAAAUACGCUGUGGCGAAUUUUUACAUAAAAAAUAUUAAUAGCAAUGAAUUUGUAUGUAUUGUCUAAAUUAUUAAUAUAAAUUUCUAUUAUUAAUUUAUCGCUUGAUUGUAUAAAGGAAAAAUUGCAACAAGUCGCAAAAGUAUUAUCCGAAAAAAAAUUAUGAAAUGAAAUUAUGAGAAAUUAUGAGUUUUAAAAACUAAAGUAAAAGAAAUAUGGUUUUGAGAAAUCUCACUCUAAAGGAUUUUUUAAAGAAUUUAAGACAUUUAAAGAAAUUAAUCUUUUAAACUUUUGUCUUAUCUGGAUAAAAUAGUCAAUAAAACUAUUUUGAUAAACUAUAUCUAGUGUGCUAUAUGUAUAUAUCUUGCCUUAUUACAUUCGACUGGAUACACUCACUGUAUGUUUUGAUGCAGGGUAACAUAAAUCUCAGCAUAUCAUAAUCGACGAUUGACGUAAACGUUAUUAAGAAAUGUUAAAUGUGUGAUCAUAAGCGUGCUUGUAGCUGUGCGCGUCCGAAUUGAGGACGAAGAAUUCCAUUAAUAGCGAAUCUCAUUUAGUGUAUAUAUAGAUAGAAGCGUUUUUUUUAAUUGUUUUCUUUGCCCGCAUGUUAAAUAGCAUGUUAAAAUAAGUGUUGUUUUUACAGAGUGCUGCCACGUUUUAAAAGCAUCGAUCGAACAAAGCAUCAUUCCUACUGUGCGAUUUAAUGUAUAAUUCAGCCUAAUAUUGUAUAAAAGCAAUAAGUGCGUGAUGCCUUGUCUUGAUAUGCAAAUUGAGUUACAUUAUAUUGCUCUUCCUCGUCUUCGCACCAAUGACCAAUCAUUGUAUUUUUUUGUUUCUCGUAUUUCCCCUUUAUAUUUCUUUGUUGCUAUAAAUAAGCGAUAUAUCUUGCUUAUUUAUAAGAUACUUGCCAAAGCAAAAUAAAGAUGAAAUAUUUUUGAUAAUUUAA